CUCUCGUUUCUCAGAGAAUUCUCACGUCUCGCUUUCUGUUUCUCUCUCUUUUCUUCUCUCACUAGCUAUCUGUCUCCAUUAUAGACAUUCCAGAGUCUGUUCAAUUUCAUUUUUGUUAAGAUCGUCUUCGCCGUUCUACCCAGCACGUGUCAAUAUAGCUGUGGUUGACCUUAUAAUGACACUUCCCGAGUUCGGAGUCCCGGCCGUCAUGCCGAGCUUUCGCAGGGUUGCACCUGAACUGGUGACGCUGGAUUUCGAAGACGUGAUUUAUGUUGCAGCUGGGAAGGAUGUGAAAGAGGGCAAAGCGAAGCUUGUUUGGACAGUGCAUCAAUCCAGAGGCAACGUCAAGAUCUGUAUCAUUCAUGUUCUAGUUCCUUCGAAGACGAUCCCCAUGGGCGGCCUGGGUGCCGAGAUCCCCGCGAACUCGGCGAACGAGAUCUUGUUGAGGGAACACAGAGAAAACGAGAGGAUAAACAUGCAUAAGAUCUUGGAUACCUACCUGCAUGUUUGUGAAGAAAUGGGGGUACCAGCAGAGAAAAAGUACAUAGAAUCGGACAGCGUUCAUGAGGGAAUUGUGGAGCUCAUACGUUUACAUAGGAUCGGAAAGCUUGUAAUGGGUGCAGUAGCAGACGGAUGCUGUUUCAAGAAGAUGACAGAAAUCAAGUCCAGAAAAGCCAUCUUCAUUCGCGAUAAAGCACAUGUCUCUUGUCAAAUUCGGUUUAUCUACAACGGGCACCUCAUUCACACAAGGGAAGAUCAAACAGCUGAAGCCAUUGUAGAAGUUCCUACUAAUGCACCAUCACCAACGACUCCAGCCCUUGGAGCUGGAAAGUCAGUUUUCUUGAAAUCACGAUCCGCCACAGUGCAGAGAAGUGGUACGGCAAAGUUGAGCAAUCCAUUUCAAGACCUUAUGAGAAGAGCGUUCUCCUUGAACGCCGAUCGACGUGCUGUGAGGCCAAUAGCUUCUCCUUCCCCAGCUAGCAUUCCUUCCGAUCAGUCUAAUGCGGAGGGCAUGCUGGAGAGGCAAGACACUCCCCAAGAACUCGCAACAAGCCUUUCCCAUCAUCUGCAGUUGAUUUGGUCGGUCUAUCAUACCGGCCAUUCAUCAUUUUCCAACACUCUGGUAUGCGCAGCUGUUUUCAUGUUCUCUAGCCAGGAGGCCAUGUCUCUAGCUUAAGUUGUCCUGUUUUGGAGCUAGGUAU
Messenger RNA from Eucalyptus grandis, 1202 nucleotides. Its product is annotated as U-box domain-containing protein 33. The record is from RefSeq and is a predicted model, not a curated record. Bases 176 to 1177 code for a protein of 333 amino acids. Lineage: Eukaryota; Viridiplantae; Streptophyta; Magnoliopsida; Myrtales; Myrtaceae. The transcript is spliced from 5 exons.